AUGAUGCGGCCGCAGCUGUUUCGUGCGGCCGCCCGGUCCCUCCGAGUUCCUAAGGUCACCCCCCGGGCAUUCGCGACUACAGCCCCUCGCGCGGCCGAGGUGGAACUCACCAUUGAUGGCAAAAAGGUGUCGCUGGCUCGGCCCUUAUCCAGGCCUGUGAGCAGGCAGGUGCCACGGUUCCCAGAUAUUGUUACCAUGAAAAACUUUUGGUUGCAGGAAACUGUAUGUGAAACCCACAAUUCCCCAUUCCGCGCCAUUGAGGCAUAUGUACUUACCGAAACUAUAGGUCGUAUGUGCCUCGUCGAAGUCGAACGUGCCCCAAAGCCAGUGGCCUCCUGUGCUUGGCCGGUGCAACCUGGCAUGGUGGUGAAGACGAAUUCACCGCUGGUUCACAAGGCAAGAGAGGGUGUCAUGGAGUUCCUCCUCGCCAAUCAUCCCCUCGAUUGUCCUGUCUGCGACCAAGGAGGAGAGUGUGAUCUCCAAGACCAGUCGAUGCGUUACGGUGCCGAUCGGGGUCGAUUCCAUGAAAGCGGUGGAAAGCGUGCCGUGGAGGAUAAGAACAUCGGCCCACUGGUCAAGACGUCAAUGAAUCGAUGCAUCCACUGCACUCGUUGUGUCCGAUUCAUGAAUGACGUCGCCGGUGCCCCAGAACUAGGAACUGCCGGUCGCGGAAACGACAUGCAAAUUGGAACCUACCUUGAGCAGAACCUCAACUCAGAACUCUCGGGCAAUGUCAUUGACCUUUGCCCUGUCGGUGCACUAACUUCGAAGCCCUAUGCUUUCCGGGCUCGCCCAUGGGAGCUCAAGCACACCGAAUCGAUCGAUGUCCUUGACGCUCUUGGCUCUAACAUCCGGAUUGAUAGCCGAGGCCUGGAAGUGAUGCGGGUUGUCCCCCGACUGAAUGACGAUAUUAACGAGGAAUGGAUCAAUGACAAGUCGCGGUUCGCAUGCGAUGGGUUGAGGACCCAACGGCUCACAACGCCGCUCAUUCGUCGGGAGGGUAAAUUCGUCCCUGCCACUUGGGAACAGGCUCUAACGGAGAUCUCAUCGGCCCACGAGAAGCUGCAGCCACAAGCAAAUGAGUUCAAGGCUGUUGCUGGACACUUGGUUGAUGCUGAGUCGCUCGUUGCCAUGAAGGACCUGGCGAACAAGCUCGGCUCCGACAACCUUGCCCUGGAUCAACCUGGAGGUGGCGCCCCCAUUGCUCACGGUAUCGAUGUCCGUUCCAACUACCUGUUCAAUUCCAAGAUCUAUGGAAUCGAGGAGGCAGAUGCAAUCCUUUUGAUCGCAACAAACCCUCGUCACGAAGCCGCUGUUCUGAACGCCCGUAUCCGCAAGCAGUAUAUUAGAUCUGAUCUUGAGAUUGGACUUGUCGGCGAGGAGUUUGAGAGUACAUUUGACUUCAACCAUUUGGGCACUGAUGUCUCUUCCUUGAAAUCCGCUUUGUCCGGAGAAUUCGGCAAGAAGCUUGCCGGAGCCAAACGGCCAAUGAUUAUUGUCGGUAGCGCUGCUGUAGAGCACCCUGACGCCAAGGCAAUCUUCGAGGCUGUCGGUGGUUUCGUCGAGAAGAAUGCAAGCAACUUCAUUACCCCGGAGUGGCAGGGCUAUAACGUCCUCCAGCGUGCCGCAUCUCGAGCUGGUGCCUAUGAAGUUGGCUUCACUGCACCAUCUUCCCAGGUUGCUCAAACCACCCCCAAGAUGAUGUGGCUUUUGGGUGCAGACGAGAUUGCCCAAAGCGACAUCCCGAAGGAUGCUUUUGUCGUCUACCAGGGACACCAUGGUGAUCGCGGUGCUCAACUUGCUGAUGUCGUUCUCCCGGGCGCUGCAUACACCGAGAAGUCAGGCACAUACAUCAACACAGAAGGUCGCGUGCAAGUUACCCGUGCUGCCACUUCUCUUCCCGGCGCAGCUCGCGAUGACUGGAAGAUCAUCCGUGCCACUAGCGAAUUCCUCGGUGCUCCUCUUCCUUAUGAUGAUAUCGAGGCUCUUCGCGACCGGAUGGAGGAGAUCAGCCCUGUCAUGCGUCGCUACGACGUUGUUGAGCCGACCUCGGUUGGCUCGUUGAGCAAGGUCCAACUUGUGGACCAGAACAAGGGAUCUCAAGCCACUGGGGCUCCUUUCAAGAAGGUGAUCGAAGACUUCUUCUUCACUGACGCUAUCUCCAGAAGUUCGCCCACCAUGGCCCGCGCCUCCGCUGCCAAGGCUACUGGAAACCCUGAGACCAACUUCAUGGCCGCAGGAGAAAUGUCUCCUCAGGCUUUGUAUGGUUAG
Penicillium egyptiacum is the source of this 2271-nucleotide messenger RNA. Lineage: Eukaryota; Fungi; Ascomycota; Eurotiomycetes; Eurotiales; Aspergillaceae. The record is from the annotation of a GenBank genome assembly.